Messenger RNA from Trachymyrmex cornetzi, 945 nucleotides. RefSeq lists its product as uncharacterized. Gene Ontology annotation, molecular function: nucleic acid binding. Lineage: Eukaryota; Metazoa; Arthropoda; Insecta; Hymenoptera; Formicidae. The transcript has a single exon. The record is from RefSeq and is a predicted model, not a curated record. The coding region runs from base 1 to 945 and encodes 314 amino acids.
AUGUCUUCGUUGACCAAGAUCGAUCACGUACUCGCAUAUUGCAAGCGAUUUGCGUCAAAUGCCAGAAAGAAAGCCUCCGAACGAGCGGCAGGUCGAUUAUCAAUUACCAAGGUACGAAUGGCACAUCGUAGCAUCAUCCAGCACGUGCAAUCCAAGCAUUUCCACGAUUCAAUUUCUACGUUGAAGACCAAUCGUUUCGUAAAACCAUCGGACAAGCUUGCAACGUUAGCUCCCUUUCUUGACGAAAAUAACAUACUCCGAGUGGGAGGUCAUUUGCAACGUACCGAUUGGAAAUUUGAGCGAAAACAUCCAAUAUUACUGCCGUCGAAUGAUCGAUUUAUCAAAUUCUUGUUUGAAAGAGAGCACGUGAGACUACUUCACGCAAAUCAACAGUUGCUAUUGAAUACCAUUCGAGAACAUUACUGGCCACUGAAGGGAAAAUCUUUGUCCCGCUCAGUGUGCCGGAACUGCGUGCGUUGCUCUCGAGUCAACCCAGGAGCCUCCACGCAAUUUAUGGGCGCAUUACCCGACAAACGGGUACAACCAAGUCGUUGUUUCCACGUUACUGGAGUGGACUUUGCCGGGCCGAUCAUUACACUGGUCAACAAGGGUCGCGGCCGAAAGACGAACAAGUCUUAUAUCGCAUUGUUUAUAUGUUUCGCUACCAAGGCGAUACACUUGGAGGCAACCAGUGAAUUGUCAACCGCAGCCUUUUUAGCCACUUUGCGACGAUUCGUGAGCAGAAGAGGAUGCCCGAAGGAAAUUUGGAGCGAUAAUGGCACAAAUUUUGUCGGAGCCAAUCGCGAGUUAGAGAGUAUACAAGGAUUCGUAAGGUCACAACUCGCAUCCGACGCCGGGGAUUUGCUCUCGUCAACGAAGGAAUCAACUGGAAGUUUCUCCCUCCUAACGCUCCUCAUAUGGGCGGUCUCUGGGAGGCGGGCAUAA